Molecule: messenger RNA, 844 nt
Organism: Panonychus citri (citrus red mite)
Lineage: Eukaryota; Metazoa; Arthropoda; Arachnida; Trombidiformes; Tetranychidae
Exons: 2
Coding region: 264-650 (128 amino acids)
Source: RefSeq, a predicted model, not a curated record
CAAUCAAAUGAUCGGUACCUUGAUAAGUUUAUCAAAGUUCUGUAUUCAAUUCGUUAUAAAAUGUCCCAUCUAAAUAACUUUUUAGUUUUAAUUGUUAUCCUAAAUUGUUUGAAAUCUUUUAAUUGUAUGGACUAUUUUGUAUCAUCACCGAGGAUCUAUUGUUCAUUGGGGAAGAUCUUCAAACAUUAGAAAAAAUUCGAGUCGCAAGACAAGUGAAUCAAAAUAAUCGACGAACGGUCAAGAAUGGAAACAAUUGGAACUCGAUGGGUCAAGGAAUGAACGGAAAUUCGCAACAGAAUAAAUUUAACUCUGGUCAAGGUUCCAACGGUCAAACAUCUUCUACUGGUGGUACUUCAAUGAUGACCCAAAAUGGACAAUCGACUCGAGGUAAUCGACAAAUGGCUCCAAUUAAUAACGGAAAAGGAAAUUACCCUCAGGGCAAUCAAAUGAAUGGACAAACAAAUGGUCAAAACUUUGGUCCAGUUAAUAAUAAUGGGAUCAACAGUCCACCACAACAAGGAAUCAAUCAGAAUAGCAAUAUGAGGCCUCUGACGGGAAUUCCAGGUCAAAAUAAUAACAUGCAAGUUACUAAAUCGCCGACGAAUUCAGGUCAACAAUUAUAUCGAUUACAAAAUCGUAGGAUCGGCUAAUGGACAAGACUAACUGACCAUUGAACGAAAUUGUUUCGUCAUAUCGGUGAAUCUUUUUUUUUAAUUGUUCCAAUCAAAUAAUCACCUGGAAGAUAACAAUUAACAAAUUAUCAUCUCAAUUAUCAAGCAACUGAAUUACAUGUAAUUAACAGCAAUAACAAUAAAGUAAUCAUCUAAUAGUUGAUACAAUUUAA